Populus trichocarpa (black cottonwood) is the source of this 700-nucleotide messenger RNA. Its product is annotated as 16.9 kDa class I heat shock protein 2. Lineage: Eukaryota; Viridiplantae; Streptophyta; Magnoliopsida; Malpighiales; Salicaceae. The record is from RefSeq and is a predicted model, not a curated record. Gene Ontology annotation, biological process: response to heat; protein folding; response to hydrogen peroxide. The transcript has a single exon. Bases 74 to 553 code for a protein of 159 amino acids.
UCGAAGUAAAAAUUCUCAGCAGUCCUCUGAUUUUCUAUAAAAUUUGUUUGUUUCUAUCUAGUUACUUCCAACCAUGGCAUCCCUCAUUCCUAGCUUCUUCGGCAGCCGAAAGACCAACGUGUUCGAUCCAUUUUCUCUCGACAUUUGGGAUCCUUUCGAGGACCUCUUCUCUUCUACACUGGCCAAUGUUCCUGCCUCAACUGGCGAAACAUCAGCUUUUGUCAAUGCAAGAAUCGAUUGGAAAGAGACUCCAGAAGCUCACGUUUUCAAAGCUGACCUUCCGGGGCUAAAGAAAGAGGAGGUCAAAGUGGAGGUGGAAGAGGGUAGAAUCCUGCAAAUCAGUGGAGAGAGGAGCAAAGAACAGGAGGGAAAAAAUGAUAAGUGGCAUCGAAUUGAGAGGAGCAGCGGCAAGUUUUUACGCAGGUUCAGGUUGCCUGGGAACGCAAAGAUGGAUCAAGUGAAAGCCAGCAUGGAGAAUGGAGUGCUUACUGUGACUAUUCCCAAGGCAGAGGAAAAGAAGGCCGAGGUCAAGGCCAUUGAGAUUUCAGGCUAAAUCAUAUUUUAUAAUAUGUCUAAACCCGAGUGUGAGAAGCAAUAAAAAUGGAUAAAAAAAGUGUGAGAAUAUGAUUGUGUUUGUUAUGAUGUAAAAAGGAAGAAAAACGUGUUAUUAAUAAAAGAUUAAUAAGUUUUUGGUCCAAAA